AAUUAUGAUAUCUGAAUUAAUUUUGUGUACCUCGUUAACUUCAUAUAGUACAUGUCACCUUUUAAUAAAUAAUAAAUAAUAAGUAUAUUCACAUAAGUUAAAAUAAACAUGAAGAAUUAUCACUAUAUCACACCCUGAAUGCUAAUUAAAAUUAUUUAAUCAUAUACUUGAUUAAAUUUACAAAAUAUCUUAUCACCUUAUAACAACAUAUAACAAGUAUACUCACGUUAAGUUAGAAUAAACAUGAAGAAAUUGAGAAUUUGUGAUUCUCAAUCAACUUUAUUCACCACUGUAUUACACCCUUCAAUGCUAUCUAAUGCUAUAUUUUAAAUGUCCUCAAAACACCUUUGCCCCAUAAUAUACCUGAGAAAUUUCUCAUUACUUUCCCUACACAUUCUUAAUUUUUCUUUUUUAUAAUUCAUACUUCGUCAUUUUCAAAAGGUGAAAUUGAGCCUAGGCUUAUUUGUUCCUAUCCUCUACUUCUUCUAGUCUCUCCAACAACCACCAUCCAUUAAACAAAAAAAACUUAGUGUUCAAAUUUGAAAGAGUUUAGUUCUCUUUCUUUUACUUGUUUCUCAUUGAAAGGGUGAGGUUAACAAGUGAAAGGAAAGAAACUAUGGGAAAAAAACUUGAUGCUUUACUAGGAAGAAACUUUAAGACUAGUAAAUUCAAAGCCACUGCAAAUCUAGCCAUUUCCAGGGUUGUUGUACUCAAGAACCAGCGCCAAGCACGGUGCUCAAUCGCCCGGUCUGAUGUGGUUCAGCUGUUAAAUCUUGAUCAUCAUGAAAGAGCUCUUCUAAGGGUUGAGCAAGUGAUCAAGGAACAAAACAUGUUGGAUGUGCUUGAAAUGGUAGAAGGCUAUUGUCUUAUGACUAUUGAAAGGAUCAACCUUAUUCAACAAGAGAAAAUAUGUCCUGAGGAAUUAAAGGAGGCGAUAUCGAGCUUGAUUUAUGCAGCUUCAAGGUGUGGUGAGUUCCCAGAACUUCAAGAACUUCGAACUAUUUUCACGUCAAGAUUUGGGAAAGAAUUCACAGCUCGUGCUGUUGAGUUAAGAAACAAUUGUGGAGUAAAUAGUAAGAUGAUUCAAAAGCUGUCAACAAGGAUGCCUAGCUUAGAACAAAGAACCAAAGUACUUAAGGAAAUUGCUGCUGAGAAUAACAUUGUUUUGAAAAUUGAGGAAACAAUUUUGGAAAAUACAGAGGAGGAGAAAGAUUCUGUGAAAAGCAAGGACCAACCUGAGAGAAAGCUGUCGAGUAAAUCAUCGGAGUAUAAAUAUGAAGGUCCUGGGCCUCAAGAGAUUGACCCUGAAGCUAGGAGAAAAUAUAAAGAUGUAGCAGAUGCAGCUCAAGCAGCUUUUGAAUCUGCUGCUUAUGCAGCAGCAGCUGCAAGAGCAGCUGUGGAACUCUCUCGGUCUGAAUCGCGUGAUCUGGAUGACCCUAAAAGCCCGAGUGAGAAACCAAGGGAUGUAUCAGACUUUCAUAAGGAUUUAAAAUCUGACUUUCAUGCAGGGGAGGAUGUUGGGGAUGGAGUUGAGAAAAUCCAGCCUAGUCAGAAGUAUGGUUCUAAUUCUGAAGUCGACCAAUUCUCCAAAGAUGAGGUGGAAGAACUCAAACAGAGGAAGUCUAAAGAACAGUUCCAGAGAUCGGUUUCUGCUUCAAGUUCUGAUUCAGGAGACGACAUUCUUGUUGAUGAGGUGACAGGUCCUAGGCAUGGUGUGAUUUUUGAUGAAAUCGAGGAAGAAAUUGGAGAGGAAAGCGAAAUUCCACCGUUAAAACAUCCUAAGAAUGAAGUUUUUGGCACUCCAGUUCACCAAACAGGAAAUGAGGAGACUGAGGGAUUCACCGAGCAAGGUGCAGUAAAAAUAGACUUAAAUAAGAAGCCAAUAUCAAUGAGAACUAGAAAGAACUUUUACUGGUGACCAAGGACGGAUAAAUGUUAAUGUAAAGGAGAUUGAACAAUUCACAAAGCAGGGUGCAGAAAACAUAGACAUAAAUAAGAAGCCAAUAUCAAUGAGCACUAGAAAGAACUGUCACCUGAUGACCUAGGACAGAUAAAUGUAUGCUGAGAUUUUGCCGGUUGCUGCAUAUAUUGUGUGCUUUAUGUAUAUCAUAGCUACAUUUUUUCUUUAUUUGUGGAGAGUUUGUAAGUUUGAGGACAUAUUUUGUGCUUGUCAAUAUAUCAUAGCUUCAUAUUUUUGUUUGCAUAA
This is a messenger RNA of Capsicum annuum, 2206 nucleotides long. RefSeq lists its product as uncharacterized. The transcript has 5 exons. Gene Ontology annotation, biological process: protein transport. The coding region runs from base 617 to 1918 and encodes 433 amino acids. NCBI's taxonomy places the organism in Eukaryota, Viridiplantae, Streptophyta, Magnoliopsida, Solanales, Solanaceae. The record is from RefSeq and is a predicted model, not a curated record.